Messenger RNA from Penaeus vannamei (Pacific white shrimp), 1644 nucleotides. NCBI's taxonomy places the organism in Eukaryota, Metazoa, Arthropoda, Malacostraca, Decapoda, Penaeidae. The record is from RefSeq and is a predicted model, not a curated record.
UGGGUAUGUAUAAAUAAAUAUAUAUAGAUGGAGCUACUUUUCUGCACGGGGUACGCAGUCUAGGAUUAUUAAUAAGCUACCCACGCUCGCCAGUCCGCUGUUGAGAUGCACUGGGCAGACCCGUCCUCGCCUCUCUGCUUGCAGUCACCAAGGUCAAGUUACUGCACCAACAAGAUGCGGGUGGCACUCAUGGUCCUCUUGGUGGCACUGGUGGGCGUGUCUCUCGGGAAAUUGGCUCCCCUCGAGAAGCCUUACAAGAUCCUCAUGCUGCUGCCCGCGGGGUCGAGGAGCCACAAGGUCUUCUUCAUGAGUGUUGCUGACGCCUUGGCUGAGCGAGGACACAAGGUGGUGAUGCUGUCUGGGUAUCCUGCGUCUUCCAAGAACCCCAACGUCUUGGAGAUCAACCACGGCCUCAAGGAGUUCGAUGUCAAGAACAUGAACCUAUUUGACUUCCGAAAUGAUCCCACGGGAGGCUUUUCUAUCUUGGUGGACAUCCUCCCUGCUAUGGCCAAGAAACUCUACAAAAUCCCUCAGGUGAUGGAUCUGUACCACAAGAGGAAGACGUUUGAUCUCAUCAUUGUGGAUCAAUUGAUGAAUGAGAUGAUCUAUCCGUUCGUGCACGAACUAACGUACAUGACAAUAGCGGCCUUCGGGAUGGACGCGUGUCACAGCGCCGUGCUGGGCAACGUCCAGAACCCGGCCUACGUGUCUGGGAUGCUGGAGGAGUACCCGAGCCCACUCAGCUUGAAGCACCGCUUCCUGAACCUGAUGCAGCACAUUCUGAUGCCAUUUUACUGCUGGAGGCACUGGUCUGUUGUGCCUAAAAUCCAGAAGGAGGUUAGCUAUUAUCUCGGACAUCUUCCCGGACUUCCGCCGCUGCUGGACAUCGAGCGCAACCAGAGCCUGACGCUGAUCAACUCGCACUUCUCGAUAGACGUGGCUGUUCCUCUGCUGCCGUCGCAGGUGGCGGUGGGCGCCAUCCAUUGCCGCCCCGCGAAUCCCUUCCGAAGGUGGGUGGGGAUAAGAGCACUGAUGGAACUAGAAGCCUGGAUCUCCGGCGCAGGACCAGAGGGCGUCGUGUACUUCAGCCUGGGAACCGUAGCUUCGCGGUCACCCCAACGAAAGUGUUUAGUGUUCAUCACCACGGAGGUCUUCUCAGCACCCAAGAGUCCGCUGUACCACGCCACGCCCGUCGUCGCUCUGCCCAUCUUCGCGGACCAGCCUAAGAACGCGAUGACUAUUCAGAAACGAGGUGUUGGCGUCGUGCUGGUGUGGGAGGAACUGUCAGUCGACCUCAUCGUCGAUUCAGUUCAUGAGGUGAGGAACACAGUGCGCGACACAGCCGGACACACCAAGGAACGUGCAGUAUACUGGACCGAGUACGUGGUUCGCCACCAGGGAGCGCCCGCGCUGAGGAGCCCGGCGGCGAAGCUCUCGUGGGUCGAGUUCCUCCUGCUGGACGUGCUGCUGGUGCUCCACGUCGUCGUGUACGUGGCCUUCUGCGUUCUGUCGCGGGUCGUGAGGGCGGUGAAAGGGAGGCUCUUUCCGGGCAGCUCCAAGAAGAAGAGGGACUGAGAGUGAUAUUUAGUACACACAUACAUACGUAUAUAUACGGUUUUAUGUGUGUGUGAGUGUGUUUGUGUG